AUGGACAAAGCGUCUGUGCGGCGGGUCGUGACAGAGUCGCGCGAGCUUGCACAGCGCUUGAAGCAACUAGAAAAUGUGCGGGCAAAACUUUCCGCUGGAGAGGAUGCACACGAAGCUUGCAAGCAGCUAGAGCAAGCGGAUACAGACCUGCGCUUGCAGCGCGAGCAUGUCGAAGCGGCGGUCAAUGCACGGAUCCACGGUAGGUGGCUCUCCACACUCACAGCAGCCCUUGAAGCUAAGAUUUUGCAGCACAAGCAGCAGUUCGGCAUGCAUCUGAAGCAGACACUGGAAAGUUCCAUGCAAAGCUUGUUCCUUGAACAGGACGGCGUUCAAGGGAAUGACGGCGCCGACCAAGCAGUCCUGAAUGAAGAGGGUCUGCCGUUUGUCGAUCCUGUAGAACAGUUGCCUGACUCACCGCCCGCCACGCCAGAUAUUAGUAUGCAUCUUUCGUCCGCGCCUGUCGGCAAUAUUUUAGACCGCGCGCCCGGGAGCAUUGUCCCAUUUGAGCGAUCCGAUGCAGAGCUCGGCGAGCGUGAUCGACGCGAAUGGAUGGAUGCGAUGCUUGAUAUUCUAGAAAAGGAAGAAGAAGAGGAAGAGGAGCAAAAUGCAGCCGACGCACCGCUGCUUGCGGCCAUGCCGCAACCCGAUAAGGAAGCCCCCUCGAAACUCGAGAGUUUCCGCCGUGGUUUUUUGCAUCGGCGCACGGAGACAGACAAUGCAACGCCAGCAUCGACAGAGGACAAUGCUGUGCGACCUAAGAAACACGUACGCAUUGCCGAGCAGGAGCCUGAAUCGAGCGAAGAAGAGGACGAGGUGCCGCGCGAAAAGCGUUCGCGUGCAGUGCAGUAUGGCCAACACCCUGACGAUGUUGGUGUUGAGAAAGAGGCUGCACGCAUUGUAAAUCUACUCGGCCCUCAAGUAAUCGAAGGGCAUCCCAACGCAGACCGAAUACUUGCAGAGCUCGAAGCGUCCAAUACGCGCGUGGUGCAAAAAACGCCCGAGCCAACGGCAGCAGGCCCUGCGAGACCCGCGAUUGGCGAGGCUAUUGUAGAACGCAACGAGGCCUCUUUUCAAGAACCUUUAUCGAGUGCACCACGCAAGAAAGUGAGUGCGUUUAAGCGCCGCCAACUGGCACGCCAAGAAGCCGAAGAAGAGCCUAUCCCCAAUGCGCCUACCGUAUCACAAGGCAUCCCUGCCAUUGAGCGUGCAGGUCGUGCCGAAGAAGGGCUUGCAUCGCAGCGCGCCAGCCAAGGUCUCCCUCCCCAAAUUCCGCAUGCCCGCCCGACCAAAGCGUAUGCAGAACGACUACGACAGCGGCGCGAAGCAAAUGCCCAAGAAGCCGUCGAUGGAGAAAAUGACGCGCCGCCGCUUUCUGCGACACGCAAAGUACGCUUCGGCUCGCCGACCGUAGUAGAAGCGGAGGCGAUGGACGAAGAAGAUACCAUGUCGCCGAUGGACGAGGCUGAUGACGAUGUACCGAUGCAAUACGAUUCCGAAGACUCUAUGCAAAGUGGCGAUGAUACACUAUGGGAUAGUGACGACGAGUACGAUUUAAACGAUCUUGCAUCACUGCGGCCCAGCAUGGAAGGGCAUGCAGAAGACCCCUACUGGGACGAGCAGCUGGCCAAAGAGUAUGCAGAGGCGCAAGCAAGGCUCGGUGCAAUUGCACAUCUCUCCACGCCUGCGCGCAACGACGCGAGUGCCGAGGAGUCGUAUGGGAUUGCGCCCUUAGACUCGUCCGUUGCCGACCGGGACGACACGACUGGCAAUACGGCGCGCGAGCAUACCAAACCCAACGUGUCGCGCUUCAAAGCAGCGCGCAUUGCUGGCGACGCAGUGCCGAAUCCUACCUGGCAACUCGACCACGGCGCCAAGCAGGACGAGCCUGAGGACAGUAUUUCUGGCGUGCCUGUCAUGGUGCUUCCAUCCUUAGCGCCUGUGCGUUUUGCAAAGCACGCAAACCCAGACACGCGGCAAGUCGACGUCGACGGCGAGAGCGACGAGGACGAUGACCGCUUGCAGGCAUUGAUGCGCGCACGUCUCGACAUUGCCGAGCACUACACGCCACCUACCAAGUCCGCCCUGCGCAAAGACAUACCACCCCAAGUGCAAGCGAAAAAGUAG
Molecule: messenger RNA, 2124 nt
Organism: Malassezia vespertilionis
Lineage: Eukaryota; Fungi; Basidiomycota; Malasseziomycetes; Malasseziales; Malasseziaceae
Exons: 1
Coding region: 1-2124 (707 amino acids)
Source: RefSeq, a predicted model, not a curated record